Pygocentrus nattereri (red-bellied piranha) is the source of this 3059-nucleotide messenger RNA. RefSeq names its product protein arginine methyltransferase 3 (gene prmt3). Gene Ontology annotation, biological process: peptidyl-arginine methylation. Gene Ontology annotation, molecular function: protein-arginine N-methyltransferase activity. The coding region runs from base 62 to 1630 and encodes 522 amino acids. Lineage: Eukaryota; Metazoa; Chordata; Actinopteri; Characiformes; Serrasalmidae. Gene Ontology annotation, cellular component: nucleus. The transcript is spliced from 16 exons. The record is from RefSeq and is a predicted model, not a curated record.
CCUGUGGCUGCAUGGCGCAGCUGCAGCUUCAGCGCGACCCGGAAGAAUCUGAGCGGUCAGCAUGGCGGAGCCCACAGACACACGUCAUGAUGAGGUCCCUGAUCUGUCCCUCAGUGAGGGUGAGGAGGAGGAGGACGAUGAGGAACAAUGGCAAUGGAUGGAGGAGGAAGCUGACGGUGUGUCAGUGUCCUGUCUUUUCUGCCAAAGGUCACUCAACUCAGUCCCUGAAACGUUCCAGCACUGCCAGGCAGAUCAUGGUGUGAGCAUCCUGCAGCUGGUGAAAGCCCACCGACUGGAUGACUAUGGAUACAUAAAGAUGAUAAACUACAUUAGAACUGUGAAGUGCAGUGGAGAGACCUUGGCAGUGUUCGAUGGUGCUGUGCCGUGGGACAGCGAUGAGUUCAUGAAGCCGGCUUUGCCUGAUGAUCCUCUGCUGCAGAUAGAUUUGGAGGAGCUGGUUGGGGCUGAGUUGGUGGUGGAUGCUGCGGCGAGCGGUCAGGAUGAAGCUUUGCUCCAAAGAGCUCGGCAGGCGGAGGAACGGGCCGCGCGCUCAGAAGAGGCUCUGGCCCGCGCCAUGGAGGACCUGCAAAACCUCAAGGUGCUAGCCCAAGGCCUGGUGCUGAACGCGGGUAGACCAGGGCCCUCAUGCUCGGGGGCCAUCGCAGAGCUUCGGGAAGACGAGGACGAAGCGUACUUCAGCUCAUACGGACAUUACGGCAUUCACGAGGAAAUGCUGAAGGACAAGGUGAGGACGGAAAGCUACCGGGAUUUCAUCUGCGGAAACCCGGAUGUCUUUAAGGACAAGGUAGUGUUGGACGUGGGCUGUGGCACUGGAAUCCUCUCUAUGUUCGCUGCUCGAGCAGGGGCCAGGAAGGUCAUCGCCGUCGACCAGUCGGAAAUCAUCUACCAGGCCAUGGACAUAGUCAGAUCGAAUCAGCUGGAGAACACCAUCACUUUGAUCAAAGGCAGGAUAGAGGAUGUUAAUCUCCCAGUGGAAAAGGUGGACAUCAUUAUUUCAGAGUGGAUGGGCUACUUCCUUCUGUUUGAGUCCAUGUUGGAUUCUGUGAUUUUUGCCCGGGACAUGUAUCUUGCAGAAGGAGGAUCAGUUUAUCCCAACAGCUGUAACAUCAGCCUCGCAGCAGUGGGUGACACAGAGAAGCACUGCGACCGCAUUGCGUUCUGGGACGACGUGUACGGUUUUAAGAUGGAGUGUAUGAAGAAGGCGGUGGUACCCGAGGCUGUGGUGGAGGUCCUGAAACCAGAGACGGUCAUUUCAGAGCCAGCGGUCAUCCAGACAUUGGACUGUAAUGCUGUGACCACCUCUGAGCUGGAGUUUACUGCAGAUUUCACCCUGAAGAUGACAGCCAGCACACACUGCACUGCCGUGGUGGGCUAUUUUGACAUUUUCUUCGACAGAGGCUCCGCGAACAAGGUGAUGUUCUCCACUUCCCCACACUGCACCAAGACCCACUGGAAGCAGACCGUAUUCCUGCUUGAGAAUCCCAUUCCGGUCCAGUCAGGUGAUGAGCUGCCGGGACGUAUCACGGUUCGUAAGAACAGGAAGGAUCCCCGGGCACUGCUGGUGACUCUAAACCUCGCCGACUGGAGGCAGACUUACAGCCUUCAGUGAGAAAGAAAAACCUGCUUCUGAUUUAGAGACACCGGCGUCCAUCACCGCUACGAAGUUCCUCUCAGUGCCGAAGUCCAGCGCUGAUGAUGGUUAUUGUCUCUAGCCUAGGGCUGCAUGGUUUGGACACCAUGUCAUAUUGUGAUUAUUUUGCUGUAUAUUGCGAUUGCGGCAGAUCUUCAGUAUAUUAAAACUCAUUAGUGAACGAAAGACACGGUCAGCGUGCAUUUUCACCAAAAUAAUUGCCUUCUGUUAAAUUACAUCAGUGCUGCUGUGCCCAUCCUGACCAAUCACAGCUCCAGUGGAGUUUCUGAGGGUGUUUUGAUGAAUCAGAAUCUUAUCCGGAGCUGUGAUUGGUCAGGAUGAUCACAGCACUGAUUUACUGAGUGGUCACCAGCCUUGGUCCUGAUCUGCUUUUCCAGAGAGUUUAGUUCCAACCUGCAUCUGCAUGCUACGCUCACCAUAAGCUGAAACUAACACAUCUAAUCUGGCCUUCAGAGGAAGUUAAUUACCUGGGGCAGGUGUGGCAGAUUGUGGUUGGUACUAGACUCGGCAGGAUCUCCAUCUAAGGGCUCAAUUGCAUGUUGCAGCCUUUUGAGAUGUCAGUAAUACAGUGGUCGAUAUCACAAUAGCGAUUAAUGAAAUUGUGCAGUCGUGUCUACACUCUUAAAAAAUGUGGUUCUUCGAAGGUUCCUCAGUAAAACCAGUGGCUCUGUGCAGAGCUAUGAACACUGAAAGAACCCCUGGUAUGCUUAAAAUGUUCUCUGCAUGGUGAAAUGGUUCUUCAGAGUUCUAUACAGCACAAAAAAGGAUUCUGCUUUUACGACGUCCAGCGUGCAACAAUAGCAGGUCCCAUUUUGGUGCUCUGUAGAACCAUAUACAACACAUUCUGUAUCAAUCUAAAGAACCAUUUCACCGUUUGAGCAUGCAAAUUUGUUCAUGGUUCUAUAUAGAACAAUUGUCUUUACUAAAAAAAAAUAAACCUUGAGGAACCGUUUUUUAAGCCUACUUUCCAUUUUUUUUAUCCAGUAUUGUUUAGAAGCUUAGAUGGACUUCAUUUCUGACCAUUCCCCUAGUGAAGCAUUUCUGUGAGAUGAAAAGACUGAAUUUGCCGGUUUGUGUCUCAGAACGAAGCUUUCAUACUUCACUCUAGUUCUGAACCACCUUUGAAGUCCUGUGGAUCUGUGCCCCGGAUCUGAACAUUGGAACUGCUGUUUGUUCUCCAUCUGUUUCCAAACCCACUGGCCAGUCAGCUGUGGUAGAAAAUGCUGACAGUAGAUCUGUAUGUGCAUAGCUCAUUGGACAGCACUGCUGAUACUACAGCAGGGCUCAGAUUCCACAUUAUGAAUCAUAAUUCUAUGAAGGUAACUGAUGACUGUGCUGGCUCUGAGGCUUUGGUUUGCUUAAUAAACUUUUUGUGGCUUUUUCUAAA